Trypanosoma brucei brucei TREU927 is the source of this 1587-nucleotide messenger RNA. RefSeq names its product glucose transporter. NCBI's taxonomy places the organism in Eukaryota, Euglenozoa, Kinetoplastea, Trypanosomatida, Trypanosomatidae. Gene Ontology annotation, cellular component: membrane. Gene Ontology annotation, molecular function: hexose transmembrane transporter activity. Gene Ontology annotation, biological process: monosaccharide transmembrane transport. The coding region runs from base 1 to 1587 and encodes 528 amino acids. The transcript has a single exon. The record is from RefSeq and is a predicted model, not a curated record.
AUGACUGAGCGUCGUGAUAACGUUUCCCACGCACCUGAUGCCAUCGAGGGCCCAAACGAUGGUGCUCACGCCGAGGACACAUCACCGGGUUUCUUCUCAUUCGAGAAUCUUGGUGUGGCGCAAGUACAAGUCGUCGGAGGAACUCUGAACGGAUAUGUUAUUGGGUAUGUUGCUGUGUAUUUGCUGCUGUACCUGACGGCAACUGAGUGCAAAUUUACUACGGAGGUUGCAUGUGGCGGAGCUAAGAUAUAUGGGUGCAAAUGGAGCGGCACGACAUGCAAAUUCGAGAAUCCCAAAUGUAGUGAAGGCUCCGAUCCUUCCGAUUCUUGCAAAAACGAGGUGGCCUACACGUCUGUUUACAGCGGUAUCUUUGCCUGCGCCAUGAUCGUUGGUUCAAUGGUUGGGUCGAUUAUAGCCGGGAAGUGCAUCACUACGUUUGGACUGAAGAAAUCAUUUAUCAUUGUCUCAAUCACUUGUACUAUAGCUUGUGUUGUGGUGCAGGUAGCGAUUGAGUACAAUAAUUACUACGCACUGUGCACUGGACGAGUGCUCAUAGGUCUCGGCGUUGGUAUUUUAUGCUCUGUUUGCCCCAUGUAUGUGAAUGAGAACGCACAUCCCAAACUCUGCAAGAUGGACGGUGUGUUGUUUCAGGUGUUCACAACACUUGGCAUUAUGCUUGCCGCGAUGCUGGGUCUGAUUUUGGACAAAACAGGAGCUAGUAAAGAAGAGGCAAACAUGGCUGGGCGGUUACACGUUUUUUCAGCGGUACCGCUUGGAUUGUCCGUCGCCAUGUUCCUAGUGGGCAUGUUCCUCCGCGAAAGCACUGCAACAUUUUCCCAAGACGAUGAUGGUAAGGCUGAUGGCGGAAUGGACCCCAACGAGUAUGGCUGGGGGCAGAUGUUGUGGCCACUGUUCAUGGGCGCUGUAACCGCUGGUACGCUGCAGCUGACUGGGAUCAACGCGGUAAUGAACUAUGCGCCGAAGAUUACAGAGAACCUCGGAAUGGAUCCAUCACUUGGCAACUUUCUGGUUAUGGCAUGGAAUUUUGUGACAUCCCUUGUGGCUAUUCCACUUGCGUCACGCUUUACGAUGCGUCAAAUGUUUAUCACCUGUUCCUUUGUUGCGUCAUGUAUGUGCUUGUUCCUAUGUGGAAUCCCAGUGUUCCCCGGUGUUGCUGAAGAAAAGGUGAAGAAUGGUGUGGCAACUACUGGUAUCGCCCUGUUCAUAGCUGCAUUUGAGUUUGGUGUUGGGUCGUGCUUCUUCGUGCUUGCACAGGACCUUUUCCCACCAUCAUUCCGACCUAAGGGCUCUUCGUUUGUUGUCAUGAUGCAGUUUAUCUUUAACAUCCUUAUUAACCUAUUGUAUCCCAUUACAACCGAAGCUAUAUCUGGUGGGCCAACCGGCGACCAGGAUAAGGGACAGGCCGUUGUAUUCAUACUGUUUGGUUUAAUUGGCUUGAUUUGUUUCGUUCUGCAGUUCUUUUACUUGUAUCCAUAUGAUGCCAAUCAGGACCAUGAGAAUGACCAUGGCACUGAGCCCGUGGAACGUAUUGCUUCUCCCGUUGAUGUCCCCACGCCGCGGAACUAA